AUGCUAUUACCAACCAGACCCUCUGUGCUACUGUACACCCUCAGUCCCUUGCUGGCCAACGGGCUCUCACUCGAUAUCACUAGCUCUGCCUCUAUCAAGAAUGCCUCCAGCAUUGUCGCCAAGGACAUGUUCAGCUAUUACCAUGGGAUAGACCCAGGGCAAGAUCCUGGCAUCUUCGGAGGACCCUACCUCUGGUCGGAAUCGGGUGCCGCCUGGGGAAGCAUGAUCGACUAUUGGAAUUACACCGGAGAUGCUCAGUACGUUGCUCUUGUACAGCGCGCUUUGCUCUGGCAAGUGGGACCGGACAACGACUACAUGUCGCCCAAUCAGACCAAGGCUGAGGGAAACGAUGAUCAAGCAAUCUGGGCUCUAACCGCCAUGCGGGCAGCAGAACUACAGUUCCCCUACCCCUCCACCGCCACCUCCAGCUCCCCCUCCUGGCUCGAUCUCGCUGUCAACGCAUUCAACGACCAAGUAUCCCGCUGGAAUACAUCGACCUGUGGCGGGGGCCUGCGCUGGCAGAUUUUCAACUUCAACCAGGGAUACGACUACAAGAACGCUAUAUCGACUGGGGCAUUCUUCCAACUUGCCGCCCGGCUGGCUAGGUACACGGGAAACCAGACCUACGCCGACUGGGCUACCAAAAGCUAUGACUGGACAAGCUCUAUUGGUUUUAUUGAUCAUGACUACCGGGUUUUUGACGGAGCACUGGUCAAAGGCAAUUGCAGCAAGAUCGAUCAUCUGCAGUGGACGUACGCCGCUGGAGCUUUCAUGUAUGGAAGCGCCGUGAUGACCAACUUCACAAACACAAACGCGACGUGGAAGAUCCGUACGAAUAAGCUGCUCGCAACCAUGUCCGUCUUCUUUACAGGAGCCUACAACACCGAUGGCACCUCCGGUAAUCCCGGAAUCAUGACCGAGGUGGCCUGUGAGUCAAUUGGGACAUGCGACACCGACCAGUAUGCCUACAAGGGCUUGACAGCGCAAUGGAUGGGUGAGGCUAUGCAGGUUGCGCCUUUUACCAAGGACGUAAUCAUGAGCUACCUCCAGCAUUCGGCACAAGGGGCCGCCAGGCAAUGUUCCGGAGGCAAAAACGGAACGACUUGUGGGACGCGCUGGACGAAGAGCGAGUACGAUGGAAAGACCGGCCUCGGGCAGGAGCUGAGUGCCCUGAACGUCUUCCUGGCCAACCUAGCCGUCAAUUCUUCUGCCCUUACCAACGCCAACACGACCGUUGCGAGCAAGGCGGAGGCAAACGGCACCACUCCGUCGUCUUCGAGUACCACCACCACAUCCGGGAAACCAACCACGACAUCAGCAAAGCCUUCGUCCGGAUCCCAGCGUCUGUGGGCAGCCAGCUGGGCUCUGUCUUUCGCGAUCCCAGCGGCUGUGCUCUCCUUGUCACUCUUCUGA
This is a messenger RNA of Letharia lupina, 1413 nucleotides long. RefSeq lists its product as uncharacterized. Gene Ontology annotation, molecular function: mannan endo-1,6-alpha-mannosidase activity. Gene Ontology annotation, biological process: fungal-type cell wall biogenesis; carbohydrate catabolic process. Bases 1 to 1413 code for a protein of 470 amino acids. The transcript is spliced from 4 exons. Lineage: Eukaryota; Fungi; Ascomycota; Lecanoromycetes; Lecanorales; Parmeliaceae. The record is from RefSeq and is a predicted model, not a curated record.